UCUUAUUCCUACCUUUUGCUGCUUCAGGCGACGACGCGCCCAUUCCUGGAUCUUUCGCCCCGAUCAAAACAUCUCUAGUACCGAUCCACGACACGAACGUGGGAACAGCGAACAGCGCACCUGCUGCCCCUCUGCGGUGGCCUUGGAUGGCCUUAAUUUAUUCACACAAAGAGGCCGACUGCGGUGGCUCGCUUAUCCACCAAUGUUUCGUCUUGACUGCCAGACAUUGUACUGAUAAUAGGAAUCCAGAUCAGCUUACGGUCGUUCUGGGCGAGUACAAGCGCUCCGUGGCCGAGGGAAGGGAACAGGUGCACAACGUGAGUCGCAUAUACCGACACCCGACGCACGACAUCGCCAUCUUGGCACUGCAAUCGAGUGCGGCGACAAACAGGCACGUACAGGUUGUCGAGUUGUCGAAAGACGAGCCCGAAUACGGCUCGGCGGUUGUCGGCGGCUGGGGACAGGUGGAGAGCGACAGGGGUCCGCUGACGUCCCAGACAGCCGACGUACUGCAGUACGUUCACGUACCCGUCGUGCCUCGCGCCUUCUGCAACCUGACCACCACCGUGGACAUUUGCGCCGGAGACGCCAGCAGCGGCUCGUACACGAACGCCUGCCACGGUGACUCCGGCGGACCGCUGGUUCAGAAACGCGCCGGUAGAUGGCGCCAGAUAGGUGUGGUAAGCAGGGGGCCCGCUUCCUGCCCGGCGGCAAGCCGCUAUGCGAUAUAUACAAACGUAGCGACGGCUUAUAAUUGGAUCAAACAGACAAUACCGAGCAUCGAGCGGCAAUGGAGAGGCAAGGGAUUAUUUGGAUUGCUUUCAGCGUUUGCAUCGAGAAGUGAAGGAAAUGACUACAGCAUAUCGGCGAUCUGUUAGUUACUAAUUAAUAUAUCAAUUCCCGGUGGUUGUUUUCCGAAGUGGACAAAGUGCUCAUACAAAUACGUGCCACCAAAUACAUAGUGCGCAUAUACAAUUUCUAUUGGUUUUUGAAGUUACAUGACUUUACCUGAAUCUCUGAAGUUUUUGCAAGGAUGCGUAUAAAAUAAUAGAAGGACGUUGGAAGAAAAUACAUUUACCUACGCUGUUGAUACGAGUUAGAACACCGACGUAAGAACGAACGUAAGCACGCAUGUGUAUAUAACGCCUACGCACUGCCGCCACAAACUUGCUUUGGAAGAAUAGGGUAUAGACUAAAUAAUGUUAUAAUGCACUAAAAGUGUCUGUUUCUUCUAGGCUACACCCAUAGUUAACUCGUGAAUGUAUCUAUAUUCCUUAGAUACCGUAUAUUAUGGAAUCAUCUACCUAAGAACUUCGAUUUCAGCAGUCAUUGGAAUUAGGAUUUUAGGAAAUAUUCGUCUGUUUACAAUGAGCUUUCAGACAUAGCAAUUAUGAUUUUUAUUCAUUCAUUCCCAGACGACAAUUUCAUUUGUCUGUAAACUGUUAUAUGUCAUAUUUAUUCAUAAUUGUUUCUUUCGGUGUUAAUUUUUUGGCGUUUUAGUUUGUCUUUAUAAUUAUUCAUUGCAUCACGCGUGUGAAAGUAUUUCCAUGUAACAUGAGCAAUAUAAGUCUACAUAAUAAUAUACAUACAUAAUAUAUCUUAUUCAUAAUCAAUUUGUAAUAUAAUUAAGUAUUAAAAGAUGUGCUUUAGUUUGUU
Priapulus caudatus is the source of this 1656-nucleotide messenger RNA. RefSeq names its product coagulation factor IX-like. Gene Ontology annotation, biological process: proteolysis. Gene Ontology annotation, molecular function: serine-type endopeptidase activity. Lineage: Eukaryota; Metazoa; Priapulida; Priapulimorpha; Priapulimorphida; Priapulidae. The coding region runs from base 147 to 878 and encodes 243 amino acids. The transcript has a single exon. The record is from RefSeq and is a predicted model, not a curated record.